AUGUCACUUAAAGACGCGUUCGCUAAAGGGACUUGCUACGACAGAAAAAGCAAACGGUGGAUCGAGAUUACAAACUCGAUCACUAACCACAUUGCCAAAGACAUGGUCCCGCUUAUUACAGUCGAAAAAGACGGUUUUAAGCAGAUGAUAAAGAUGCUGGAUCCCAGGUAUGAAAUGCCGAGCAGAAAGUACUUUAGCCAAGUUGCUAUGCCCAACUUGUACCAAAAGCACAGAGCUAAGCUCGAAACAGACCUGGCAACCGUCCACCACUUCGCAGCAACGACUGAUAUGUGGUCCAGUCGCACUAUGGAGCCUUAUCUGAGCCUUACAGUUCACUUUAUAAGUGAAGAAUGGGUGUUGCAAAGUCAUUGUUUGCAGACAAGCAACUUUCCUAAUGACCAUACUGGAGAGUUUCUUGCAGCAGGCCUGAAAGAGGCAUUUGAUUCCUGGGGACUUUCGGAGCAGAAGCUAGUGGCCAUCACUACAGACAGUGGAGCCAACAUCAAGAAGGCUAUUGAACUGAACAAUUGGACAAGACUCCAGUGCUUUGGUCACAGGCUUCAUCUAGCCAUAGAGACAGCUAUGAAAGAUGACCGCAUACAACGUGCAGUAGGUGUCUGCAAAAGAAUUGUGUCAGCCUUCUCAUACUCUUGGAAGAAAAAGAGGGACCUGGCUAUUGUUCAGAACGAUCUGGGUCUUCCAAAGCAUGUGCUCACAACUGAGAUGCCUACAAGGUGGGGAUCACGUCAAAUGAUGAUUAAAAGAGUACUUGAGCAAGAGAGGGCCAUUAGUCAGGUUCUAAAAGCUGACAAGAAAGCAGAGCCUGUUCCUCCUCCUGAGGAAAAAAGAAAAAAGACUUUGGCCAGCUUUUUCAAAAGGCAGAGCACCACCAGCAACAGCACACUCGCAGUGCCAGACGACCAAAGCAUCAGAAUGGAGCUGACAGUCUAUUUACAGACCACAGAGGUUGACAGUGAUACAGAUCCUUUAGACUGGUGGAGAUGUCAUUAG
Messenger RNA from Misgurnus anguillicaudatus (oriental weatherfish), 1011 nucleotides. NCBI's taxonomy places the organism in Eukaryota, Metazoa, Chordata, Actinopteri, Cypriniformes, Cobitidae. The record is from RefSeq and is a predicted model, not a curated record.